AUGUCUUCAGGUAGUAGUAACAGCAUUAACCCAUACCCACUCACCAACGGUGCUAAAGAGAACGGUUAUAACUCGACGAACCAGAAUUCUCAGACAACACCUCCAACAAGAGCUCCGCAGCCAGAAAGUCAAACUCAAAAAACUCAACUUUCUCAAACACCUCCUUCUGUUCGAAAGAAAGGCGUAAAGGACUUUGAGUUUGGUAAGACUUUGGGUGAAGGCUCUUAUUCCACGGUCGUAUCUGCAAGAGACCGUACCACCGGUCGCGAAUAUGCUAUAAAAAUUCUUGAUAAAAAACAUAUUAUUAAAGAGAAAAAAGUUAAAUAUGUCAACAUCGAAAAAAAUACUCUUAAUAAAAUGAAUCAUCCGGGAAUUGUGCGCUUAUAUUAUACAUUUCAAGAUCCUGAUAGUUUAUAUUUUGUCUUAGAUCAUGCUAAAAAUGGGGAACUUCUCGCGUUUAUAAAGAAGCUUGGUUCAUUCGAUCUUAAUUGUACGCAAUAUUAUACUGCACAAAUUCUGUCAUCUAUAGAGUACAUGCAUUCUCAAGGAGUGAUUCACAGGGAUCUGAAACCGGAAAACAUAUUAUUAGAUGAGAAAAUGCAUGUUAAAAUUACUGAUUUUGGUACUGCGAAAAUAUUUGAAUCUAACGCCGAUGGUGAAGAAGAUGCUCGUGCAAAUUCUUUUGUUGGAACUGCCGAAUAUGUAAGCCCAGAAUUAUUAAAAGAAAAAGCAGCUUGUAAAAGUUCGGAUUUCUGGGCAUUAGGCUGUAUCAUUUAUCAAUUAAUAGCAGGGCGACCACCUUUUAAAGGAACCAAUGAGUAUAUGACUUUUCAAAAAAUUGUCAAUCUGGAAUAUACAUUUCCUGAAGGCUUCCCCCCCGUUGCAAAGGAUUUGGUCCAGAAAUUAUUAGUAUUAAAUCCUUCCGAACGAUUAGGAUCAGGAGGUAAUGCUGGGAUAGAGAAAUUAAAGAUUCAUCCCUUCUUUAAAGAGAUACAAUGGGAUAAAAUAUGGGAAAUGCCGGCACCUCGUUUACUACCUUAUCUUCCACCAAAUCCUCAGCAUAAUAAAGAAGAGCUUCGCACAAACACAAGUGCUUAUUUACGUGAACUAUCUGAUCGUAGCGAAGGAAAUAACAAUAGUCCAAUCGCUUCAGGACUUAAACAAAAUGAUCCAUUCAGAUUAGAAAGUUUGGUAGGUGGUGAAGAUCUUUCCGAAAAAGUAGAUCCUGAAAAAAUUAAAAAUUUGGAAGAACAAAAACGAACUUAUGCGCAAUGGGUUCGAUUUUUAUUUAAAUCCGAACUCAUUAUUCGUGUUGGUCCCAUCAACAAACGGAAAGGCUUUUUUACUAAAAAGUUUCUGUUAAUUUUGACGGAUUUCCCUAGAUUAGUAUACGUAGAUCAAGAAAAAAUGACACAGAAGGGGGAAAUUUAUUCGAAUUCCCGAAUGGUGGUAGAAUUGAAGAAUAAGAAAACCUUUUUCGUACACACGGUAUAA
This is a messenger RNA of Diversispora eburnea, 1494 nucleotides long. NCBI's taxonomy places the organism in Eukaryota, Fungi, Glomeromycota, Glomeromycetes, Diversisporales, Diversisporaceae. The record is from the annotation of a GenBank genome assembly.